AUGUCAUCGUCAAGACAAAGGGUACAAGCUACACGAAAUCCAGUCUUGCCUGCCAAGACAACUCCAGAGCAGAAAUAUUGGAAGGGGUUUGUCAAUCCCCAACUCAUUAAGGAAAACUAUCCUAUCUCGCACAUUCACUUCAAUCCAGUUUCUCCCCAUGACUUCGCUGUCACCUCCUCCACAAGAAUUCAGGUUUUUUCCUCCAAGACGCGACAGGUGAUCAAAACUUUCUCGAGGUUUAAAGAUACCGUUUAUUCCGGUGAGUACAGAUACGAUGGUAAACUUCUUGUCGCAGCAGACGCACUGGGCUUGGUAACCAUAUUCGAUGCCUAUCAGCCUCGAAGCUUGCUUAUAAGCUUGCAACCUUCGUCGCAUCCAACGCAUGUAGCUAAGUUUCAUCCCACCAUCGGCAAUCAAUUGGUGACUGGUUCAGACGAUAGAUCGCUUCGUAUGUACGACAUUUCCGACGCCAGCGCAGGACCUGUCGCUCAAUUUGACCACACUCAUCACGGUGAUUACAUCAGAAGUGUCAACUUCAUCCCCGGAAAUCCCAAUCUUAUCACAACUGGUUGUUAUGAUGGCUUCGUUCGUAUCUUUGACACAAGACUGCUGCUGCUUGUUGCCAAAUUCAACAAUAACAAUCCAGUUGAAGAUGUUUUGGCUCUUUCUCCUACUACUUUGGUAUCUGCCGGUGGUCCACAGGUGAAGGUCUGGGACUUGUCUCGGGGCCUGCAGAUCCAUGAAUUCAACAAUUUCACCAAGACCGCGACAACAUUACACAACACCGGAGACCAUGGACUUCUCGUAGGUUCUCUUGACGGUCAUGUCAAAAUCUUCGACUACACAAGCACCAACUGGGAUGUUAAGUUUGGAUGGAAGUUCGACUCUGGUGGUGUCUUGUGCUCUGCCGUAUCGCCAAACUUCAAGCACUUUGCCACUGGUCUCACUUCCGGUUUGUUAUCUAUCAGAACUAGAAAAAUGGACACCAAGGCUGCUACAGAGAAAGCCAAGAAAACCAGCACAUAUGCUAGAAUUACAAGGGGUGCUGACUAUCAUGGAGAGGAAGAUGAGCAGGUUGUUGUUGGAAGCUCCUCAUCCACAAAGAAACUCAAAACUUUCGAAAAACAUCUCAAUGCAUUCAAAUGGGCUGAAGCUCUAGAUAGUGCUGUCUCUCAAGGCGUUUUUAAGGAUGAAACAAUAACACUUCUCAACGAAUUGAAGAAGCGUGGUAAAAUUAGAAUCGCGCUCCAUGGAAGAGAUGAGAUCUCUCUCGUUCCUGUUUUGCUGUGGCUCCUCAAGUACAUUGGAGAUGUUCGUGCCUUUAACAUUGUGUGUGACUUUGUUGCCGUUAUUCUCGAGAUGUAUGGUAACUUAAUUGACAAGAGUGUUGCAUUGGAGGAAGCAUUUAAGAACUUGUCGCAAAAGAUCAACUCUGAGAUCAAGAAGUCUAAGGAGGCUAACGAAAUUUGCGGUAUGUUGGAGUUGUUGGCCAACUAA
This is a messenger RNA of Australozyma saopauloensis, 1497 nucleotides long. It is a transcript of the gene UTP15, whose product is annotated as snoRNA-binding rRNA-processing protein. The record is from RefSeq and is a predicted model, not a curated record. The transcript has a single exon. Gene Ontology annotation, cellular component: nucleolus. Bases 1 to 1497 code for a protein of 498 amino acids. Gene Ontology annotation, biological process: rRNA processing; positive regulation of transcription by RNA polymerase I. NCBI's taxonomy places the organism in Eukaryota, Fungi, Ascomycota, Pichiomycetes, Serinales, Metschnikowiaceae. Gene Ontology annotation, molecular function: protein binding.